AUGGCAUUUCAUUUCCGGAAACCAGAUUCCAAGGUUGCUGCUGGGGGGGAGCAGGAGCCGCAGGCUGGGGGGGAGCAGGACCCGCAGACUGGGGGGGAGCAGGACCUGCAGGCUGAGAGGGAGCAGACGUUGGAGUUGGAGAUGGAGAUGGGGAGGCAAUGGGAGCUGCCUACUGGAAGGCAGCAAAAGCUGCAGGCUGGGGGGCAGCAGGAGCUGCAGGCUGGGAGGCAGCAGGAGCUGCAGGCUGGGAGGCAGCAGGAGCUGGAGGCUGGGGUUGAAUGGGACCCGCAGGUUGGGAAGGAGCAGGAGCCGCAGACAAAGGGGCAGCAGGCUUUGGAGGCGGAGAUGGAGAUGGGGGGGCAGCAGCAGCUGCCGGCUGGAAGGCAGCAAGAGCUGCAGGCUGGAGGGCAGCAAGAGCUGCAGGCUGGAGGGCAGCAGGAGGGGCCGGCUGGAGGGCAGCAAGAGGGGCCGGCUGAGGGGAAGGAAGACCCGCAGGCUGGGGGGGAGCAGGAGUCGGAAGUGGACAUGGAGAUAGAGAUAGGAAUGAAGCAUGCAACUUGA
Closterium sp. Yama58-4 is the source of this 561-nucleotide messenger RNA. NCBI's taxonomy places the organism in Eukaryota, Viridiplantae, Streptophyta, Zygnematophyceae, Desmidiales, Closteriaceae. The record is from the annotation of a GenBank genome assembly.